AUGUCUAAUCCAUCAACACCACCCCGGACUGGUGGUACCCCUAUUGACGAUACAUUAUUUCAUCAACCCACAUUUGAAUCAACUCCAUUAUAUGCGCAGUUUGAUCUGAGAGAUAGAUCGAUUUCCCCAUGUGAAAUACCAGCAACCCAAAUGGAAAGAACCACUUCCUCACAAUCCCCACUUGGUACUCCAUCAACUACAUUGCCUAAACAACGUAAACCAAAACAACCGUCACCAGUAAUAACAGUCGAACAACAUACCCUGAAGAGAGAUUCCGAAGAUUUACAAGGGAGGAUAAUAACUUCAAAACCACCUUCGCCUCCGUCUUCUCCUACAUCAUCAUCUGAAUCAAUGAAAAAAUCACCAGUCAAUAUUGUAUCUAUAGAAGAUCAAAUUACGCUACGUCUAGAAUCUUCUAAUAAUCCAACAGUGGUUAUGGAAUUAGAUCUUGAUGGAAAUAUACGAUAUAUAUCAAAUAAUUGGGAAUACAUUGUUGGUACAAAUAUAAAGAAGAUUAUUAAUCGACCCAUUUCAAAAAUUAUAAUUGGUAAUAAUGAAGAAGAUUAUAAAGUAUUUAAUAAUGCAAUUGAUCAAAUGAUACUAGAUGAUUGUAGUUACAAAGUUAAAUUUAUGACUGCUACAAAACAGAAACAUGAACAUCAUAAUAAUGAAGGAUUAGCAAUAUAUAAUGAUUUGGUUAGAUUAUUGACUCCUCCAGCUCAUGAAUGUCAUUUUAAAGGAGACAUACCUGUACCUGAAGAAGGACAAUUGACUCCUUAUAAUUCUAUGGAUGAAGCUUCUGAUGUUGAAUUACCAGUGGAAGAUUAUGUACCUAGGCGACAGUCGCUUGUAGACGAUAUCCUGGAAUUACACCUUGGUGACGACAAAGUUUCACCAAAUCUUGAAGCAAGCUCGGCCGAAGAGACAAUUUCUUUAACUAGUUCGGAAGUAUCAAAUGAUGGAGAAGUUAUAGAAUUAGAAGCUCAAGGGAUAUUAAUACAUGAUGCUAAAACUAGGUUACCUACUCAUUCCAUGUGGACAAUAAGACCGUUUGUACAUAUUGAUUUGGACUUGACUUUACCAACUGCUUUAAUUGAUUUGUUAGGUUUUGGUUCAGAAAUAUUUGAAGGAUAUUUACUUAAUUUACAAGAAUUGGGAAUUAUAGAUGAGGAAUCUGUCCCUCAACCAAAAACAAUUUUAUGUCGUAUUUGCGAGAAUAAUAUACCUGCUUGGUUUAUUGAGAAGCAUUCAGAUUUAUGUAUAAUAGAACAUCGAGUGAAUGAAAGCUUACAAGAAUGUCAUGAUGAAAUUGGAGAACAAAGAGAAUUAGUAAUGAAGAUCUUUGAAAGUUUGGCAUCUCAAAAUAUGCUGCCUUCAUCUUCUGUAAUACUGCAACACCAACUGUUUCAUUCUUCAUCGUCCUCAUUGAUAUCGAAUCCCUCAACUACUUCAGUGGAAUCCAAUACAUCCUCAUCGUCAUCCUCCUCAAAUGAUGAUAGUUCAUCAAGUUUUAUUUAUGAUUAUAAAGGAAUCCCCUUGCCUACUGUUUCAGAUGUUGUUUCACCAUCUCCAAGAUUGGCUAAUCAGGUAUUGACCAAGAAUUUUCAAGCUAGACAUAAAAACUUGAUUCAUUCAAAGAAAUUCCCCUUUGGUAUUCUUCAGAAAGUUAUUGAAUUAUGUGAUGAUGCAUUAUUGAUCAAUCCUCCAGCAAAAAAUGAUGAUGAUGUGUUGGAAUUCUCUCCAGGUUCAGAAAAGGCGUUGAAUGCUGUUUUGAAUGGAAAUAAUUUAGAAACAAAUGAUUUAGCUAUUCGACAAAUUAUUGAAGAUACUCAGAUUCUAAUAAAUAAUAAGAUGGAUACUUUAUCUAGAUUAAUUUCAAUUUUGCAGUUUCUGGAUAAGAUUAAAGAAGAGAUUGAUGAGUUGGUACUUCAAACAGUUCGAGAAACAGUUGACAAAAUAAGAGAACAGACAAUUAAUGAAAAUCGGAAUCCAACUCCUACUCCACCAAUAGUUGAACCUGAUGCAAUUUUAUCGGAGGCGGUUUCAUUGAGACCACAAGCGAUCCCAUUACAAGCACCACGCCCUUCAAGAAGUAUGUCUCCUGCAAGUGAAUUAUUACAUCAGUCAUUUGAUAAUAUUAUUAAUCCAAGAGAGAUUCUAAUCAGAGACUCUAAGCGACAAGAUAGUAAUACGUCUAUGAAUUCGUCUAUGUCAUCCAUUUCCAUAAGCCGAACAAGAGAAAGUUUGGGUGAGAGAGGAUCUUCAAUUGCACAUGUUCAACCAAGUCACCAAUCACGAACUAAUUCUAGAGAAUUAUUGGAUGCCAUUCACAAUUUAGAUUUUUCAAAGAGAUCUUCCGAGAAUAAUUCAUCCAUUCCAUCACCUAGACGACAUCUUUCCCCUGCACCAUACGUGGAAAAACAGAAUCUCACAUCAUUACAAAGAAAUACUGCAACUGCUAGAUUUACUCCUCUUACAUCUCCAGCAACUCCUCAUGACGACAUAGAUAAUAAGAAAAUUAUUCACUUGUCAUUAUCUACCUCACUACAACCCUCCACGAGCAUGAAAGGUCUUAGUAAACAACAACCACCAUUAUCGCCAUUGUUGGUCUCAGCUACUCCUCAAACUAGAUCCAGUACCGGUGGAGUCCGUGAUUAUGAAAUUAUUAAACCAAUAAGUAAAGGAGCUUUCGGUUCAGUAUUUUUAGCGAGAAGAAAAUUAACCGGAGAUUAUGUGGCCAUUAAAUGUUUACGUAAACGAGAUAUGAUUGCCAAGAAUCAAGUACUUAAUGUGAAAUCAGAGAGAGCUGUAAUGAUGAGACAAACAGAUUCACCAUAUGUUGCACAAUUGUAUUCAAGUUUUCAAUCUAAAGAUUAUCUUUAUUUAGUUAUGGAAUAUUUAAAUGGAGGUGAUUGUGCAAACCUAUUAAAGACAUUGGGUGUGAUUGGAUUAGAAUGGACACCGAGAUAUAUUGCAGAAAUAAUUGUUGGUGUUGACGAUUUACAUAAACGUGGUAUUAUUCAUCGUGAUUUGAAACCAGACAAUAUUUUAAUUGACAAAAAUGGACAUUUGAAAUUAACUGAUUUUGGAUUAUCCAGAUUAGGUGUUGUUGGUAGACAAUCAACACACCGAAAAAGUAGUUCUAAUGAACAUGGAAUUGAAUUAUUUAAAAGUGGUUUGACUCAGAAUUUUGAUCCGGCAUUGCAAGAAUUUCAUCAUAAACGAACUCAUUCGGGAACCCCAUUUACAUUAUCUCCGACAAUGGAACAUUCAAAACUAAAUCCACAAGUACAAGCAUUACAACAACCAUAUCCACCACCAUUGCAGCAUCAUUUGACAUCUCCUGCAUUAUCAUUUUUGGAACAAUUUGGUAAUUCGCCAGUUACUCCAUCACUGCUGCUGACUACAAAUUCACAAACUACGUUUCCUCAAACCCCACAAUAUAAUGCACCUCCAUUACUUCAUCACCGUUCAGCUUCAUUUUUUAAAGGUGGUGCUAGAUCAAAUUCUGGUGGAUUGGAAUCUCCAUUACUCCGUCCAAUUAUUCCUCGUACUGCUUCCGAAUCUUCAUUUGCAUUAUUUGAUGAUGAAUAUAAUCAACAAGGGUCAAUGCUGGCUGCAUCCAAUCAAGGAGUGAAUUAUGCGUUAUAUGAUCCAAAGACAGAGACCGAAAUUAAGCAUUUUGUAGGUACACCGGACUAUUUAGCUCCAGAAACCAUUGAAGGUGUUGGACAAAGUGAAUCUUCAGAUUGGUGGUCAAUUGGAUGUAUGUUAUUUGAAUUUUUGUUUGGAUAUCCCCCUUUCCAUGCUGAUAGCCCCGAGAAGGUGUUUCACAAUAUUCUUGAAUGCAAAAUUGAUUGGCCUGAUCUACCUCCAGAAGAAUGGGAUAGUUUCUGUACUCCAGAAGCUAAAGAUUUAAUUGAAAAGUUGUUGACACUCGCACCAGAAGAACGAUUGGGAUUUCAUGGAGCUAGUGAAAUAAUGAGUCAUCCUUAUUUUGCAGAAAUUGAUUGGGAUAAUUUAUUUGAAGAGAAGGCACCGUUUAUACCAAUGUUAGAUGAUCCUGAACUGACUGAUUAUUUUGAUUCAAGAGGUGCUGAUGUGAUACAAUUCCCAAGAGAUGAAAGUGAUGAUUCUGAUGAAGAACAUACAGUAGGUGCUGGUGGUCAGAACCUUGUUAGUGAAAGUUUACGAAAUAGUUUGACGAAUGCUAGUAGUGAUUCUCCAGGAAGUAGUGGAUCUUCAUCAUUACCUGGUUCUGCCAAUGUUUCGGGUAUUGCAGGUUCUGGAAAACGAGAAAGGCGUGGCAGUAGGUUGGUAGACCCUGGUGAGUUUGGUUCAUUUAGAUUUAGAAAUUUAUCAGUAUUGGAAAAGCAAAACAAGGAUGUUAUUAAUAGGUUGAAAUCUGAACAUUUAGAGCAUAGAAGUAGCUUUUCGUCAAGUUCUUCAGAUUCCACACCAAUUUUAAGGUCGCCAGGAAAUUCGUUUAGUGGUCCAAUGGGAGGUCCCAGCUCAAGUGCAAAUACGGUUAAUAGUGGUAUUAGUCCGUUUAAGCGAUCUAGCUCUCCUCUGAAUAUCGCCCCACGUUCUAGUCUGUUGGAAUCGCCAGGGAUUGGUACAGUGGCUCCUCCCGUUCAUACUGUGAGCAGUGUUAUGUCGGCAUCUCCACAUCGAUUAUUUGAAUCUCCAAUUGUCUCGAAGCAUGAAAGAGUACCCUCGGCAGUGAGUACUUAUUCCAGUGGUGAUGAAAUUAUUUUUAAUGAAGAAAAGCAAAGAACAGGUAGUCUUGCUCUUGCAAGAAAUUCUGCCUUAUUAAAAGACUUUACACCCAUGUCAUCCGAUACAGAAGAAAAGCCCAGUAGGUUUGUUAGAAGACGGGCCAGUUCAAGGAGCGACGCUAUUAGCCUUUCAAAUGAAUUGAAUGUUCUUUAUUGUGAACCAAUCUCGGUGGUGCGGCACUCGGUGGUUAAAUUGUUAGAAAAAGCGGGAUGUGUUGUUGUUACUGUUACUGAUGGAGAAGAUUUAGUGAAGCGGGCGACAAGUAGAGUUAAAUUUGAUAUUAUUUUUACUGCCUUGAAAUUAUCCAAGGUUGAAGCAAUUGAUGCUGUCAAGUUGAUUAAAUUUACAACAAGUACUAAUUCUACUACUCCUAUUGUGGCGGUUACUGGUUUUCCUGACAAAGCAAAGAGUUCUGGAGUAUUUGAUGAAAUUAUUUGUAAACCGGUGGAAUUUCCAGAAGUUCAGAAAUGUAUUACAAAGUUAAGUGAGGCCGCGAUAGAUGAGUAA
Molecule: messenger RNA, 5286 nt
Organism: Hemisphaericaspora subhashii
Lineage: Eukaryota; Fungi; Ascomycota; Pichiomycetes; Serinales; Debaryomycetaceae
Gene: RIM15
Product: protein kinase
Exons: 1
Coding region: 1-5286 (1761 amino acids)
Biological process (GO): phosphorelay signal transduction system; peptidyl-serine phosphorylation
Cellular component (GO): nucleus; cytoplasm
Molecular function (GO): ATP binding; protein serine/threonine kinase activity
Source: RefSeq, a predicted model, not a curated record